UCUGAACCUGUAACCUUUGACUUAAUARAAGAGGAGCAAAUWUAUUCAACUUCACCAUAACCCCUGUUUUUGGUAAAACUAGUAUCAAAUUCGAAAUUUCAACUAUUGAUAUCACACACAUCUAAAAAUAUCCUAAAAUCUAUGGCGAUCCUAUUUUUAAAACUUGCUUGAAAUGUUCCGGAAAUCUCCGUACACGAAUGGAACAUCGUAUUACAUCAGCCGCGCCUCAGUAAUUACCCAGUUAUUUGGCGAUUUCUGCCAGAACGUUGAGUAUUUUUUGUACAGUUUCGAACAAUACACGGUCGACACUGUGGAGCACUUAAUUGUAGGGUUACUUUGUUACGUACUACUAUGUGGGUUAUUGUACCUAUGUAUAACUCAGUUGGGACUGUUCGGUUUCACUCGAGAUUUCAGAAAUGCAAAGAGAAUAUUAUUUGUUACUGCCCACCCAGAUGACGAAGUCAUGUUUUUUGGGCCUACAAUUUUGCAUUACACCCAGAAAAAAAAUUGUAUGGUUUUCCUGAUGUGUUUGUCUUCAGGCAAAAACUAUGGUAUGGACAAAGUGAGAACCAGUGAGCUGUAUGAAUCUUGUAAACUACUAGGCAUAAAACAGGAAAACGUUUUUGUACAUAGUAACAGCGAUCUUCCAGAUGCAAUGGAUGUGAGAUGGCCAUUAGAGAUUAUUUCAAAACACAUUAUCUAUCUUGUGGAGGCAUUCAAUAUUACCAAUGUCAUAACGUUUGACAGGAAUGGUGUCUCUGGCCACCAGAAUCACUGUAGUAUUUACUAUGCUCUGGCAAAUUUGAUUAUCGAUAACGAAUUACCAAAAGCUUGUGGUGUUUUUGUACUGGAAUCCGUAAAUAGGCUCCGAAAGUACUGGCUACUUUUAGACAUACCCAUAUCGUUUAUUAUGUCACGAUUCAGGUAUAUGGAGGGUUUGUCACAAAGAAGCCUCUUGCAUAAAGCCAUGUGCCAACACAAGUCUCAAAUGAUGUGGUUUCGGAAAUUAUACAUGGUUUUUUCUAGAUACAUGCUAAUCAAUACAUUACAACAGCUGAAUAUGGUCGAUAUUGAGUUAGAUUUGCUAGAUUUGGAUGAAUGAGGAAUAUUUUUAUAAAAGCAGUGCAAACAUUUCAACAGUUUUAAUUUUGAGAGAUGAGAAGUCGAUUUCUAACAUAAACUUGUGCGAUUAUCUAUUGAGCUUAUGAUAAUGUAAUAUUCGAUUCUGUUCUUCCACAUAUCACGCAUUCUCUAAGUCAAAGAAAUUGUUAAGUGCCAAUAAAUUAUUAUGUUACCAGUUGUCGUAGUUACAAACACAUUGCUGUAUUAAUAUCAAUUUGAAAAAUGCAAUAAAUAUAUUACUAAACUA
Molecule: messenger RNA, 1369 nt
Organism: Dendroctonus ponderosae (mountain pine beetle)
Lineage: Eukaryota; Metazoa; Arthropoda; Insecta; Coleoptera; Curculionidae
Gene: PIG-L
Product: N-acetylglucosaminyl-phosphatidylinositol de-N-acetylase
Exons: 5
Coding region: 173-1102 (309 amino acids)
Biological process (GO): GPI anchor biosynthetic process
Cellular component (GO): endoplasmic reticulum
Molecular function (GO): N-acetylglucosaminylphosphatidylinositol deacetylase activity
Source: RefSeq, a predicted model, not a curated record